GUGGUAAUGUUGACUCAAAAUUCGCGGGACAGUUGGUCAAAUAUUCAAAUUUUGCACUUAUUACGGCCAUAAGUCCCGCGGCGCCUCUAGUCACUAAGUGCAUUUCAACCCAACAUGCGGCUUCCACUACGUCUCUUUCGCUUGCUUUUGGCUUUCUUCUGCGUGCAUGAAUGGGUCAUAAGUGGAGAGACAUUGCUGAAUGCCGAGGAACUAGGCGUUGAGCGGCUCAUCGCUAGACGAGCACCGUCUACCAUCGCAGAAGAAAACAUUGCUGCCCAAGUAGAGUUUCAGAUGUUAUCUCGACGAGCUCCUGAGCCGCUGCCUCAAAUGAGUAGAGGUAGGGCGCGCCUUCGAAACAUUCUCAAAAGAGUGCAAAGCAUGGCUCCUCAGGCUGGACAGGUGACCCUGGCAAUGCUGAAAACUGCUUUUCCUGCGGUCGGCGCAGUAGUCCCUGGUAGAAAGUAAGGCAGAGUUGCUGACGAUCAGGUUGCCUAUGGGUUCCUGCCAAUCACCUAAGUGCCUCACUGCCUCAGUGUUUGUUAUAUCAGCUUGAACUGAGAAAUAAACUAAACGAGACAAAUCAUCUAAACCUUGGGAUUUUUUUAAAACGAGGAGCUAGAAUUAUAGUUGGACUUUAUAUUGGGGGGGAAAAACAAGUUUAUACUUCGACUAUUGGGGUUGUUUUGAGAUGUCUGCCAGUGCGAAAACACUGUUCGUUUGAAAAAAAUUAACUAUAAUGCUUGGAAAUUUUUUUGUCAGAUUUUUGAAAACCAAUAAAGGCACUUACUACUCUUUCA
Messenger RNA from Bemisia tabaci, 797 nucleotides. The record is from RefSeq and is a predicted model, not a curated record. NCBI's taxonomy places the organism in Eukaryota, Metazoa, Arthropoda, Insecta, Hemiptera, Aleyrodidae.